ACUACUGACCCUGUAAUUGUAGUCUUCAGUUGUCGGUAUGCUGUGUAGUCUCAGAUACUGUGAUUCAAUCCCAUACCUGCGGUGCUCAUUCGAGGAAAAUUGCAUGUCCAAAAUGUCCCAUACAAGAACAGAAAUCCGAUGGCACUCGCAACAUGGAUGCACAGUAUAUAUUUAUUGACUCACACAGGUUGGCUGUAUACACAUGUACAGGGAGGGAGCAGACAAAUCAGAACAACGUCCGUUUUGUGGCAAGCCACCGCUUCAACUGGUUCCUGCGAGUUCACUCUGGACACGCCUCUUAAAGCUGAAUUCAGGAUAGAGGUGGGUGUUAUUAACCCUUCAUAGUACAACUCAAGGAGUGCCCAGUUACAUCAUCACAAGAAAAAAAUGGACUUUAGUCUACCACAGGAAUGUUCAUCACAGGAAGAUCCUCCACAGGAAUGUUCUCCGCCAGAAAGCCCUGCACUGGAAAGUCUUCUACAGAAAAUUCCUCAACAGGCAUGUCCUCCACUAGCAUGUCCUCCACUAGCAUGCCCUCCUCGCCCUGUUAAAGUGGUAUAUGGCACAAGAAAUACAUUUUGGCAUGCAGAAUCUUUACCAACAUUUCACGAGAUCUGUCUGCACAGCAGUCAAUGUCCCAAAAAACAUUGGCUCUACACUAUGUUUCAUGGUACCACCUAUGCAGCAGCCGUGGAGAUCAUCAAGCAUGGAUUUAAACAAUCCGCAGAUGGCAUGUUAGGCAGAGGAGUCUAUGUGAGCAGAGAUAUACAUAAGGCUAUGAAGUACCCAUUAAACAAUGAUCCCAGAAAGGUUGUGUUAAAGCUGAGGGUAAAUGUUGGCAAAGUAAAAAAAAUAGAUUAUCCGAACCACCCAUUACAGAAGACAUGGAAUGCUCAUGGCUAUAACACUGCCUGGGUUCCACCACACACCAUGAACCCUAGUGGACAGGAGGAAGAUUGUGUCUUUAAUCCUCAAAGAAUUAAAGUGAUAGACAUUGUCCAUGGAAAUCCUGAUGAUGUUAAAAAACUGAAGCGUUUACUCCACCAUCACUGAAUACAGCUUUAUGCAUUAUGCAUAUGAUAUG
Molecule: messenger RNA, 1084 nt
Organism: Hyla sarda
Lineage: Eukaryota; Metazoa; Chordata; Amphibia; Anura; Hylidae
Exons: 2
Coding region: 388-1053 (221 amino acids)
Cellular component (GO): cytoplasm
Molecular function (GO): NAD+ poly-ADP-ribosyltransferase activity
Source: RefSeq, a predicted model, not a curated record